CUGGAAGAUGGGAUCGCGCCGCCGCGUCGCCCGCGGACUCGGGCCGCUGCCCUCCCCUCUGGAUCUAUAGUGGACGCCACCCUUCUCGGGGCGGAGCGCCCCCCCAGCCGAGCCCCGCGCCGCCGGCAGCACCCCUUGCCUCUCCGCCGGCCGUCUCGCCUCUUCUUGCCUUUUGUUUUUAAACCCCAGCGCGCUGCGCGUUCCUCUGCACGCCCGCGAGCGCGCCGCCGUGGAUGCGCCUGGCACCCUGGCUUCGCACGCGAGUCGCCGGUCCGAGUUGCGUUCGGCGCGGCGACGCGGAGCCCCAAGCCCGCCGCCACGCCGCGCACCGAGCGUGGGCUCCCGCGGCUCCCGCCUGGCGCCCUGAGGAGCCCCCGGAGGGCGAGCGCGUCCCGAGGACUCAGUGAGCCGCAGAGAGCGGGCUGGGCGCGACGAUCGUGCCCCUGGUCGCUCCGGAUUCGCGGGGCCUUGCGUUGGUGCCCCUUUUUCGUGCCCAGGAGGAUUGGGGAGAGCGGGCCCACGCACCGCCCCUCCGAGGUCCGGAGGUCGCGCGGAGCUGGGAGUGGUGUGGCCAUGGCCGUGAGGAGGGACUCCGUGUGGAAGUACUGCUGGGGAGUUUUGAUGGUUUUAUGCAGAACUGCGAUGUCCAGAUCGAUAGUUUUAGAACCGAUCUAUUGGAAUUCCUCGAACUCCAAAUUUCUACCUGGACAAGGACUGGUACUAUACCCACAAAUAGGAGACAAAUUGGAUAUUAUUUGCCCCAAAGUGGACUCUAAAACUGUUGGCCAGUAUGAAUACUAUAAAGUUUAUAUGGUUGAUAAAGACCAAGCAGAUAGAUGCACUAUUAAGAAGGAAAAUACCCCUCUCCUCAACUGUGCCAGACCAGACCAAGAUGUAAAAUUCACUAUCAAGUUUCAAGAAUUCAGCCCUAACCUCUGGGGUCUAGAAUUUCAGAAGAACAAAGAUUAUUACAUUAUAUCUACAUCAAAUGGGUCUUUGGAGGGCCUGGAUAACCAGGAGGGAGGGGUGUGCCAGACAAGAGCCAUGAAGAUCCUCAUGAAAGUUGGACAAGACGCAAGUUCGGCUGGGUCAACCAGGCAUAAUGAUCCCACAAGACGUCCAGAACUGGAAGCUGGUACAAAAGGAAGAAGCUCAACCACGAGUCCCUUUGUGAAACCAAAUCCAGGUUCUAGCACAGACGGCAAUAGCGCCGGACAUUCUGGUAACAAUAUCCUUGGUUCCGAAGUGGCCUUAUUCGCAGGGAUUGCUUCAGGAUGCAUCAUCUUCAUUGUCAUUAUCAUCACUCUGGUGGUCCUUUUACUGAAGUACCGAAGAAGACACAGGAAACACUCGCCGCAGCACACAACCACACUGUCGCUCAGUACGUUAGCCACGCCAAAGCGCAGUGGCAACAACAAUGGCUCGGAGCCCAGUGACAUUAUCAUCCCACUAAGGACUGCGGACAGUGUUUUCUGCCCUCACUAUGAAAAAGUCAGCGGGGAUUACGGGCACCCUGUAUACAUAGUCCAGGAGAUGCCUCCUCAGAGCCCAGCGAACAUUUACUACAAGGUCUGAGAGCACGCGGCCGGUACCUUGCUUUCCCAGAGGAAACGUACUGUUCGGAUGCUUCCCGUUGAGGGUUUGAUGACACCCUGUGCUCUGGAAUUGACUGAAGCACAGUGGGGGAGCGGGAACACUCCUUCUUGGAAGAGCCUUGAUGAGCUGGACAGUUGACCCUAGUCUGUAGAAUUUCAGCCUUGGUGAAUAAAAAUACUCACUGCAAGCUGGAAGACUGUGUGUAGAAGAUACCCAUUCGGAUUGCUGUAUUCUCGUUACGUGUAUCACCCUCUAAGCCAUGUGCUGCGGUAAUUCCGGCAGAUACAGAAGCCAAGGGGAGACAGAGUGGCUUGUGGACCAGAGAGCUUGGAGCAUCCUGGGAAGGCAGCCCAGGGUGCCAUGCUUGGAAAUGCAGUCUUCUGCCACCUUGGUGUGGGUCUUUUUCUCUCUCUCUCUCUCAGUGCAUACUGGACUGGUCACACAGACCUCUGGCUAAGUCAGGCUUUGAAAGAUCUCUAGCUUUUAGUCCAUCACUGUUACCUUGCUUCUGUUGUCCAGGGUGCGGCAGUCCUUCUACCUGAGAUCCCUUUCUCUCUCCGUCCUGCAUCACUCAUGGAACGUUGAUGCGUGGAGUCCCCUUCUCCCUCCGUUUGCAGCCACAGCCCCAGCCCCAGCUGAAUGGGUAAUACAUGGAUAGAAACGGUGUUUGCUAAGAAGGAGCCUUCCAGCCAGAAGCUAAGCUGUCAGCCGAGGAAGAUGAGGUGUUCCUGGAUGGGGGUGGGCCGGGGGAAAGGGCUGACUGUGAGAGCAGUUUAACCUGCUGCUGCCUCUGAAUCAGGGUGUCAGCAAGACGAAGACAACAACAAUUAGGUAGCACAGCACUUUGGUUUUGUGGAGAUUUCGGAGGCGAGCAGGAGACACAACAACACGCAGUGGCUGAGGGUGCACGGGAAGGAGUUCGCUGUAUCAAAUAGCAGUGCACAGAGAAAGAUAGUACCUGGUUGUUCCUGCCCCGGAACAGAGGGGUAUUGUUGGUAGAGGAACAGGCUUGGCGGGAAGGGAAACCUCGGCCGCUGAUGAUACGUUCAGGCAGGACUGUAGUGGUACUGGCAAUAAGAUAAACAGCUCUGAAGCUGUAGCAAAGUCAGUCUGCUUUGGAUGAUUUUUUUUUUUUUCUUUGAGCAGACUCAGCUGCUGUACUUAUCACAUUUUAUGAAACACAGGGAAAGCAUUUAGGAGAAUAGCAGAGAGCCAAAUCUGACCUAGACGUUUAAAAGCCAAAGGUCAAGCAGGCUGUAAUUCCAUCAGCAUUGAUGUGAUUAAAGAAUUCUCAUGUAUAAAAGGUAGGUCAGAUACCCCGCCCCGCCCCUCAGUUCCCACCCCCCUCCCCGGUGGAGCCUUCUGACACUUUGGUUUGUGGGGUGUUGUCUGUGCUGUGGAGGGGCUGCAGGGUAGGGGCUGUGGCCGAGCGAAGCUCCCCGGUGCUCUGUUUCAAAGGGAAACCCAUAUGGCAAACCUCUUAGAGAGAGUCCUUAAGACUGAAAUAAAUUAUGAUGUUGAGGGGGAGAAGGAAGAUAGGACGUAUUUAUAAUAGGUAUAUAGAACACAAGGGAUAUAAAAUGAAAGAUUUUUUACUAAUAUAUAUUUUAAGAUUGCACAGAGUACAACCCAGAAGAUGUGAAAUUCACUCGUGGCAAUUAAAUGGUCCCCACUCUCAGUGCUUAAAAA
This is a messenger RNA of Loxodonta africana (African savanna elephant), 3285 nucleotides long. It is a transcript of the gene EFNB2, whose product is annotated as ephrin B2. The transcript has 5 exons. The record is from RefSeq and is a predicted model, not a curated record. Bases 574 to 1575 code for a protein of 333 amino acids. Gene Ontology annotation, cellular component: plasma membrane. Gene Ontology annotation, biological process: blood vessel morphogenesis; axon guidance; ephrin receptor signaling pathway. Gene Ontology annotation, molecular function: ephrin receptor binding. NCBI's taxonomy places the organism in Eukaryota, Metazoa, Chordata, Mammalia, Proboscidea, Elephantidae.